Molecule: messenger RNA, 4255 nt
Organism: Epinephelus fuscoguttatus (brown-marbled grouper)
Lineage: Eukaryota; Metazoa; Chordata; Actinopteri; Perciformes; Serranidae
Gene: rnf180b
Product: ring finger protein 180b
Exons: 8
Coding region: 151-1731 (526 amino acids)
Biological process (GO): serotonin metabolic process; positive regulation of proteasomal ubiquitin-dependent protein catabolic process; protein polyubiquitination
Cellular component (GO): endoplasmic reticulum membrane
Molecular function (GO): ubiquitin protein ligase activity; ubiquitin conjugating enzyme binding
Source: RefSeq, a predicted model, not a curated record
AUGACGUCACGGCUCGGCUUAAAGCAAAGAAGCUGCUAAACUUUACUCGCUGUUGAGCUCAGGUUUUCUCUGUUCCCACGACUCUAAAUGUCUUCCCAGCUGCCAGGUAGCUGGACUGGAAACCUAAAAAGACCCUGAGAAGAGGCAACCAUGCUCCGCUGCAAGAGGUGUCGGAAAGGCAUCAUUGACUCAACAUGUUUGUCAAUGGUUGAGGCCACAGAUGAAGGCUCAGCUGCCGUUUGCAGUAUUUGGCACGUCAAUGUUGACACACUGCCAGAGUGGAUACUGACCUCAGUUCACCAGGCCCAGUGGACUGUAGGAAAACUCAACUGCCAGCACUGUGGAGCUCGCCUAGGCGGCUUCAACUUCAUCAACCGCAGCGAGUGUCCCUGUGGGCGAGACGCCACCGUCCACCUCAACAAAAGUCGCGUUGAUCACGAUCAGAAACACUACGUUCUCAUCGUCCAGCCGAAAAGGACGAGGCCUGAGAAGGAGCAGGCUGUUCUGCUGACAGACGGCUCUCAGGACAGAGAGCAGAGGCCCGAGUUUAACAGGACAGCACUGGACACUUUACAGCUUAACUGUGCUGCUGUCAUGUCCCACAUCAGCCCUGCUGAGGCCUCUAACUCGCUGACUGACAGUGAGAACACACAGUCAUUUUCUUUCAGUCCUCUCUACUGCAUCUCUCACAGGAGGCGGUGCAGCUUGGAAGAUGAUGCCACCAUCAGGUCAUCAUGUUUUUGCCCUGCAGGCCCUACCGUCAGCUCUGCUCUUGAGAGCACAAGGACGGGGACGUAUGAGUUGACACGCUCACCUGUCUUGUAUCCCACGAGUCAGCAGUUUGACACUGAUGGUGAAGCCUCAUUCAGUGCUGUCGCCUGUCGUUCAUUUGUUUCUGGAAGGACACAGUCACCUCUGCAUCAACAGCUGCCGCAAACUGUGGAGGACGCAGAGUCUUCUCCAGAGACAACAGCUGUCCACGAGGAUGUGUCUGUUUCAGCCCUGUUCCUCAGAGGGAGGUCCAUCUCUGACAGUGUGGCCGAGCCGGAUGAGGAAGUGCUGCCCCAAGCCUCUCUGGCCUCCCCAGCCUCAAACAGACUGAGCAAAAGAGAGAAGAACCGUCUCAAGAGUCUUCGAAGGAAACAGAGGAGGAGAGAGCGAUGGCUGCACAGCCAGCUGGAGCAGGCUGAGAGUGUGGGUGGUUCACUGUUGGACAGCGAGGAGGAGGACAGAGAGGGCCUCACCUGCGCCGUGUGUCUCGACGUCUACUUCAGCCCGUACAGCUGUCAGCCCUGCGGCCACAUCUUCUGUGAGCCGUGUCUCCGCACAAUCGCCAAGAACCGACCGACAAACACACCCUGCCCUCUCUGCCGCACCCUCAUCUCACACACAGACUUCCACAAAGAGCUCAACCAAACAGCGAAGACCUUCUUCCCGAAAGUGUACUACGCCCGCAAGCAGAACUUCCAGAGUGCUUCGUGUGCAAAAUGGCCGCUGCCCAGCUGUCGCAAGCGCUUCCGUACCUUCUGGGGAGAACAAAGGCAGGCGGCGGAGGCAGCAGGGAGACGCUGGCACUUUGUUCACGGAGGUUUCGCGCUGGACGCUUUGGACUUCACUGACAUGCGAGGCUGGCUCUUCGACAUCGGCCUGGUCAUCGUCUACAUCCACUCAGUCAACUGGAUCCUGGCUUUCCUCUUCUUCUGUUUCCUCAUAUACUACUUCUUUUUUUGAGACAUGGGAGCGCCCAGAGUUUGCAGUGCAGGUUUAUCUUUAUUUUCUUAAAAGAGAUUGGUAGUAGUCCUGGUUUUGCCAGUUGGAAAGAGUCACAAGUCAAACCUGUUAUUUCAGUGAUAAAGUAUCUAGAAAAAAACAGGGGUAGUCGUGACAUACAGAGUAGUGAGGAGCAGGAAUCUGAACAUUUGCAGGUUUGAAAUUUGCGCGAAUGGUUCCAGAAGUUUACAAUAUGUCCUAACUGACUACAGACUGACUUUAAGAAGUUAUGAUGGUUUGAAGAGGGCUGUUUUUUGUCAGUGUUAAGUACCCAUGGUGUAAGUGCAAUAAUACAUAAGGAAACCCUCGUCAAAUUUGUGACGUUUGGCAGUUAAACAGUUUGGUGAUAAUGGUGGUGAUGAUCAGACAGACCAAAAAAAAAAAACCAUGAUUAAUGAAUGAUUUAUGAUGUAAUCUGACACUUUUUUCAACGAGGAAUAGUUCAACAUUUUGGGAAAAAAAUGCUUGUUGCCUUUCAUAGAGGUAGAAUAUCUAUACUCUAAUAUCUGUGUGCUAUGUAAGGUGCAGGAGCCAGGAGGUAAUUAGCCUAGCUUAGCAUAAAGACUGGAAGCAGGGGAACACAGCUAGCCUGGCUGCGUCUCUUGUUUUUCAGACCCAUUUUAGAUGCAAGCGUGUCGUCAGACAUUAAGGCUAGCCAGCGCCAUUUUAAGAGACUUAUGCUAGCUAGCUAGCUAGCUAGCCCACUUAUUGAUGUACCCUGCAGGUGCCUGAAGAUGUCAGCAAAAUAUGACAGCUACAGUAGCUUGGAAAAUAGCGAAAUGUAUAGUUAAAGCUUGUUUUCUGGCAAAAUUUUAGUUGACUUCUGCUGGUAGAUCAAUGGGGGGCUGCAGGAAGAGAGGAAGCAAAACACCAUUCAUCUGCAUGCAUCUGCAUACACAAGACAAGAUACGUGAAAGAGGUAAUGUCAGAGGGGCAUCGAAACCCCAUGUCUUGCCUCUAAAGUGAGAAAUGAGAGGAGGUAAAGUUCCUCAGUGUUUUUUGGUAAGGGUGGUUUUCAAAGCCACUCAAGAAGUCAAGCUUUGCUGUUUCACGGGGCACCCAGUGUGCUGCAACAAGUACAGCUUGCAGCAGUAGGCUGGCAGCUGGCUUUUGUCACAUGGUCAGUGGGCAUGGUUUCAUCUAAAGUGGGUUGGUAAAACAACAGCAGCCUGGCUUGUUCCAAAGUGAGGUUAGGGUGUUUUUAGAGGUGCUGGAACAACAGUAUUUCUUGGCAAACAACAGCAGGGCAGCACAGUUUCCUGCUACAUCUGGUUUGGUACCAAUAUACCUGUACAGAGACCAAACCCAUAAUGCUCGCUCGACAGUAUGUGGCAACCUGCGCUAGUUUAUACAUGUAACAAAAACAAUACAGACACGAGAUCAUUAAUAAUGCACCUCAUCUAACUUUCUAAAUAAUAACAAACACAUUUACUUCCCAAAAUAUUGAACUAUGCCUUUAAUGUAGCAGAGGCAGGAUGUUAGGAAAUGAACCUGCACUUUUGGGGGGGAGGGGGGGAGGGGGGGGCAUUUAGUCUUUGUGUUUUGUUGUGUGAUGUACAUUGAAAUUAUUCUAGACAUUUAAAAUAACAUUUGAAGUGAGACGCACUGCCGAGAAAGUUUUGCCUUCACGUGUACAAGUCGUUUUAUAUACUUAUUAGUGGGAUGCUCAGGAAUCAGAAAUCUGUCAAGUAAAGACAGCAGCAAUUAUUAAUGGAUGUGAUUGAUUGAUGGGCUGAAAGGAGCAGAAAGAGCAGACAGAAAAUCAGAUACACGAAUGGGUUAAAUACCCAUGUCAGUACGGUGCCUUGGCUUAGUUUGUGCCUUCUGUCUGUCACAAGGCAUAUGAAACUGGAAUCGCACUGUUUUUAAGUUUCAGGUCUCACACACAGCUUUCAGGUCAUUCACGGGAAGCCAGAAAGUCAUAAUGAAGCUUUGAGUAGACACUAGAAGGGGUCUGUCUCUUAAAGGAAAAGGCUAGAAAAUCUCCUCCCAAGAGGAGCAAAUGCUUUAGUUGAGUAAGUCAAUCUGUUUUAAUUGUAUUCUUACAAGGAAAAAAAUAAUGUUUACAUGUUGUUUCAUUUUUCUGCUUUAAUUAAAAAAGUUUUGUUUUCUCCAUCACUCAGUAUGGAACAGGUCGGGCCAUAUUAAUGGAUUAGUGACAAUGGUUCAUGAAUAAAAAUGUAUCCAUAUAGAGAACCUUAUUUAACAAACUGAUGAAGCCUGUUUUUUCACUGCUCUCUACCACUUCAUGAUGGUCAUCUCUAGUUUUAGCCAGUAGCAGUAAUGAAAAAAGGGGCACCUCCUCCAUGAGUUGGGUGAGUUAUUUUUUUCCGAAAUAUAUUUAGAGCAAACAGCGGCUUUUGUUCGACGAGCUAAAAGUGAUGUUCAAACUGUGACACAAAAAGCAGAGUUGUAAUGAAUACACAACAUUUGCUACCAACAAACAACCAUGAAGUCAAGCUUUUCCUGUAUACAAUCAUAUUUU